This is a messenger RNA of Nycticebus coucang (slow loris), 1552 nucleotides long. It is a transcript of the gene MARCOL, whose product is annotated as MARCO like. The coding region runs from base 41 to 1552 and encodes 503 amino acids. Lineage: Eukaryota; Metazoa; Chordata; Mammalia; Primates; Lorisidae. The transcript has 4 exons. Gene Ontology annotation, molecular function: protein binding. The record is from RefSeq and is a predicted model, not a curated record.
CCUCCACCUUACAAACAAGCCUGAAACAACUGGCUCUACCAUGGGGGCUUUCAUUUUCCUUUCCUUCAUGAUCCUGGCCAUAUUCUCAGUGUCUUCAACUCAGAUUUCAAAACCACAUGUUUACGAACAAGGAGAGAAUCCAGAACUUCCUCUUGUUCUAGAGAAACAAAAUGAAGCUAACCACCUAGGAGGACAAAAGGAAUCUAAUAAUCAAGGAGGUAGUUACACACAAGGAAAGCCUGGGACAUUUGUUCUGCAAGAUCAACCAGAGUAUUCCAGCCAGCUAGAAAAAUCAGGGAAUUUUAAUCAGCAAGGAAGGCCAGGAGUUUUGAACCAGCCUGGGAUGUCAGGAGUUAGGAUUUUACAAGGGAAUUCAGAAGAAUCUAACCAAGAAGGGUAUUCAAAAGCUUCUAAUAAAAAAGAAAAAUCAGAAUCUUCUAGCCAACUAGUAAAACAAGGGUCUUCUAGUCAGAAGGAGUAUCUAGGUUCUUCUAGUCAGCAAGGGAAUAUAGGGUCACCUGGACAACAAGGAAAACCAGGAUCUUCCAAACAGCAAGGACAUCUAAGAUCGUCUAGCCCACAAGGGAAACCAAAGUUAUCUAGCCAACAAGAGAAGACAGGGUCUUUUCGUCAACAAGGGAAGCCAGGGUCAUCUAGACAGCAAGUGAAUCUAGAGUCAUUUCCCCAACAAGGAAAGCCUGUUUCAUCUAGUCCACAAGGAAAGGCAGACUCAUCUAGCCAGCAAAGGAACCCUGGGUCAUCUAGUCAGCAAGGGAAUCUAGGCUCAUCUCAUCAACAAGGGAAACCUGGGUCAUCUAGUCAAAAAGGGAAGCCAGGGUCAUCUUGUGAACAAGACAAGCCAGGGUCAUCUAGCCAGCAAGGGAAACUAGAGUCAUCUAGUCAACAAAAGAAUCUAGGAUCAUCUCAUCAACAAGAGAAGCCAGGGUCAUCUAGCCAGCAAGGGAAUUCAGGAUCUUCCAGCCAGCAAGGGAAACUAGAGUCAUUUAGUCAACAAAAGAAUCUAGGAUCAUUUCAUCAACAAGGGAAACCUUGGUUAUCUAACCAACAAGGGAAGCCAGGGUUAUUGAGUCAGCAAAGAAAACUAGGGUCUUCUAGCCAGCAAGGACAUCUAGGGUCAUCUAGCAAGCAAGGGAAAUCAGGUUCUGUCAGCCAACAAGAGAAUCUAGGGUCUUCUAGCCAGCAAGAGAUUUCAGAGUCAUUUCACCAACCAGAAAAGUCAAGGUCUUCCAGUCAACAAGGAAAUCCAGGCUCAUCUAGCCUGCAAGAGAAGUCUGAGCCAUUCAUCCAACAAAGGAAAUCAAGGUCUCUUUACAAUGAAGGAGAAAGAAGAAAUUUAGACAAUUCCAAUAUGAUGAAUAUUCAGACUAGCAAUACCAGCAGCAAGAAUAAAACUAGGGAAACAAAAUGUCACUCUAUUUACAAACCAAUCUGUGGUUCUGAUGGAAAAACAUAUGGUAACCUCUGUUCAUUUAAUGAAGCAAAGAGGUUGAGUAGUGGGAAACUAAGUCUGAACCAUGAGGGGAAGUGCUAA